CUCGAACAGCAGUAACCGACCCGUUCGUCGCCUCCUUCGUCUGUGCGGAUAACGUUUCCAUUAUUAUUUUGACUGCCGAUCGAGAGGGACUGCGAGCAACAUGAAUUUUGCCGGAAUCGCCUUUAGCGCCGUCGUGGUGGUCGUCGGCCUCCUCGCAGCAGGGACCAAGGCCUCCCCCCUCACCCCCUACGCCCCCAGAGUCGUGAUCCCGAUCCUGAAGGACGACCGCUCGCAGGACGCCUACGGGGGCUACUCCUUCUCCUACGGGACAGGCAACGGAAUCUACAGGGACGAGGUUGGCCGCCAGAACUACGGCCAGGUCUCGCAGGGAGGGUGGAGCUACACCUCCCCCGAGGGCGUCCCGGUGCAGAUCACCUUCGUGGCCGACCAGGGGGGGUUCCAGCCCUCCGGCAACGUGCUCCCCGUGGCCCCCGCCCUCCCCUACUCCAGGAGGCAGGUCUACUGAAGAAAGGAAAGGGAAGUGGAGAGAAAGGAGAAGAAAAUACAGAAUCAAGAGAGAAAAAAGGAAAAGUAUUGAUGAAAAGACGCACAGAAGGCAAUCAUGAAGGAAAAAAUGAGAAGAAAGAAAUUAAGAAUUACUUUUUUUCUCGACUCCGUCAUUCGGUUUGUUAUUGUUCUUCUUCGACAUUUUCUUGUUUUUUUCGAUUCGUUACUUUACUCUUCAUGAUUGCUUGAUUACCAUUAUUGCUCGCAUUGUUAUUGAUUAUUAUCAUUGUUAAUAAUCUUUUUUACGAUUAUCAUCAUCACUGUUAUCAAAAUUAGUAUUAUCAUCCUUGUUCUUCUUAUCAUAGCU
Molecule: messenger RNA, 814 nt
Organism: Penaeus chinensis
Lineage: Eukaryota; Metazoa; Arthropoda; Malacostraca; Decapoda; Penaeidae
Product: cuticle protein CP14.6-like
Exons: 3
Coding region: 101-466 (121 amino acids)
Cellular component (GO): chitin-based extracellular matrix
Molecular function (GO): structural constituent of chitin-based larval cuticle
Source: RefSeq, a predicted model, not a curated record